AUGGCCAUUAUGUCUUUCAAACAUGGUCUGCGCCCGGAAAGUAAGUUGAGACAAUCACUUACCAAGCACCCGGCCACAGCAUUGAAAGAUUUGCGUGCUAGGAUUGAGCAGUACGCUCGCCUCGAAGAUGAUCAGAUCCCCAUCGAGGUAGCAUUAGGAGAACAAACAACUCGGCACAAGAAGAAAGCAGAUAGAGGAGAACACCGAGGGCUACUGGUGAAUGAGGUGGAUAAGUCUAAAUCUCAUGAAGCCGUCAUAACUGUAUUCAAAGAACCGAUCUAUCGAAUCCUGGAAAGGAUCAAGAGAGAGCCCUUCUUUGUUUGGCCACCGAAAAUGUUGGGAGAUCCGAUCCGGCGCAAUCAGAAGCUCAAAUGCACCUACCAUCAAGACAGGGGGCACAUGACUCAGAAUUGCAGGGCACUGAAGCAACAUUUAGAGGACCUAGUAGCAGUUGGGCACCUCCGGGAUUACAUUGAUCAAGAUAAGGAAGUGGCCGAACCAGGGAACCCACCACCAAAACCGAAUAUUGAGCACCCACCUCGGUUGAUAAUAAAUGUGAUCCAUGGAACAGCGACUUAA
Messenger RNA from Camellia sinensis, 579 nucleotides. RefSeq lists its product as uncharacterized. Lineage: Eukaryota; Viridiplantae; Streptophyta; Magnoliopsida; Ericales; Theaceae. The record is from RefSeq and is a predicted model, not a curated record.